Messenger RNA from Onychostruthus taczanowskii (white-rumped snowfinch), 975 nucleotides. RefSeq names its product trichohyalin-like. The coding region runs from base 1 to 975 and encodes 324 amino acids. The record is from RefSeq and is a predicted model, not a curated record. NCBI's taxonomy places the organism in Eukaryota, Metazoa, Chordata, Aves, Passeriformes, Passeridae. Gene Ontology annotation, molecular function: transition metal ion binding; calcium ion binding. The transcript is spliced from 3 exons.
AUGUCCCCGUUCUUGGACAGCAUCGCCACCAUCGUCGGCGUCUUCCAGCAGCACGCCCGGGGAGAUGGGGACGGCUCCGGGCUCAGCCGCAGGAGGAUGAGGGAGCUCAUCCAGAGGGAAUUCGCAGAUUCCCUGGUGAAGCCACACGACCCUCAGACCAUCGAGAAGAUCCUGCAGUUCCUGGAGUGGGAUGGGGACGGGGACAUAGAUUUUAACGAGUUCCUCCUCCUGGUGUUCCGGGUGGCCAAGUGCUGCUUCUGGUUCCAGCCGAGGGCCCCGUUCCUGGUGCAGAGGACAAAGCUCCCAACCGGAGGAAAAUCCCUCCAGGAGCCAGAAUUCAGGAGCAGAGGGAGCCGCCGGCAGCUCCAGGAGGAGGAACAAACCUGGGAGAGGAACCGUGAAGCUGAGCUGCAAGGAGACCUCAGGGUCGGGGAGGUGGAAAUCUCAGAGGAUGCAAGGAGGGAUCAGCAGGAACGUCGCACGCGGAGCAGGAAGGAUGUGGAACCACGCGGGGAGCCGAUCCCUCAGGAGUACCGGGAACGGAGCCAGGAGCCGUGCGAGCAGCGGGAGAGCCGGAGAAGGCGGCAGCCCCCGGAGCCAGACAGACGGGAGGGAGAGAGGAGAGACCGGGAGGGGCUCCGGGAGGAAGAACUGGCAGACGUGAGGACGGGCAGGCAACGCCAAGAACCCCAAGCACGGCCGGACCGGUGGAGCCGCCAGGAGCCAGGGCGUGAUGAAAGAACCCAGUGGCCACGAGGAGUAGAUGGAGAAGGUGACAAUCGGCCACGGGAACCCGAAUUGGUCCGGGAAGAGAGGAGCCGCCACCGCCGGCGUGAGCUGGAACAAAGAGAGCUGGAAGGGAGAAGCUGCCGGGCGGCUGAGCUGGAAUGUCCAGAGUCCAGGCGGCCACAUCAGUCGUACCUGGAGGAACCGAGAGGGAAGAAAGAGAUGAUCGCAGAAGAAAAGGGAGAAUGA